GCCAGAAUUCCCCCCAAAAAAUCUAAAUUUUUCUAUGAUUUUAGAAUGUCGACUUCAACGCUGCCUUUCUCAGUGACAUUUGUAGCGGGAGCGGCAGCAGGAAUUUCAGAGAUAUUUUUAAUGUAUCCUUUAGAUGUGGUGAAAACGCGAUUUCAAUUGAAUGUGGGAAAGGCGGAAUAUCAAGGAAUGACGAAUUAUUUAAUAUCUAUUAUUAAAAAAGAAGGGAUUUUCCGAUUAUAUCGAGGGAUUUUACCGCCUAUUUUAAUGGAAGCACCGAAAAGAGCGACAAAAUUUGCGGCAAAUGAGCAUUGGGGAAUAUUCUAUCGUAAUCUUUUUGGAAGGGAAAAAAUGAACCAAAGUUUAAGUUUAAUAACGGGUGCAACAGCAGGAGCUACGGAAUCGUUUAUCGUUGUUCCUUUUGAGCUUAUUAAAAUUCGGCUUCAGGAUAAAGCAAAUAUAUCAAAGUACAAAGGUGCUCUUGAUUGUUUAAUAAAGAUUUCACGGGAUGAAGGAUUUUUUGCGCUUUAUAAUGGAUUAGAAGCAACGAUGUUUCGACAUAUUACAUGGAAUGCAGGAUAUUUUAGUGUGAUUUUUUCUGUUCGAGAGAAACUUAAUCAAUCGGAUUGGCAAAUGGAUGAACGAUUUAAAAAUUUUUUGGCAGGUACGCUGGGCGGUAUUUCUGGAACAUUGUUAAAUACACCUUUUGACGUGGUAAAAUCUCGAAUACAAAAUACACCAAAAUUAUUAGGUCAAAAACUUAAAUACAAUUGGGCUAUUCCUUCUUUAUGGACUAUUUAUAAAGAAGAAGGUUUCUUUGCAUUAUAUAAAGGAUUUUUACCAAAAGUUGUUCGUUUAGGUCCUGGUGGAGGUAUUCUUUUACUUGUUUUUGAUCAAAUUAUUCAAUUUUAUAAAAAGAAUUUUGCUGAAAUAUAAUAUAACUCUGAGUGUAACCGGA
Messenger RNA from Pneumocystis carinii B80, 955 nucleotides. RefSeq lists its product as hypothetical. The record is from RefSeq and is a predicted model, not a curated record. Gene Ontology annotation, biological process: transmembrane transport. Lineage: Eukaryota; Fungi; Ascomycota; Pneumocystomycetes; Pneumocystales; Pneumocystaceae. Bases 46 to 933 code for a protein of 295 amino acids. The transcript is spliced from 10 exons.